This is a messenger RNA of Tribolium castaneum (red flour beetle), 1983 nucleotides long. It is a transcript of the gene Flo1, whose product is annotated as Flotillin 1. Gene Ontology annotation, cellular component: flotillin complex; plasma membrane; cytoplasmic vesicle. The record is from RefSeq and is a predicted model, not a curated record. NCBI's taxonomy places the organism in Eukaryota, Metazoa, Arthropoda, Insecta, Coleoptera, Tenebrionidae. The coding region runs from base 134 to 1510 and encodes 458 amino acids. The transcript has 8 exons. Gene Ontology annotation, biological process: positive regulation of cell-cell adhesion mediated by cadherin; positive regulation of endocytosis; protein kinase C signaling.
CCAUUCCAGCGUCUAGUGAUAAUGCGCAUGCUUCGCGUCCUCUGAAGCCGAUUCUGUCAACACGAAUGAAUUUCGCCUCGAAAAGUGUGUGUUUGUGUGCUUAGACACCAAUUUCCGCAUAUCAGCGCUAAACAUGACGUGGGGAUUUGUCACAUGCGGCCCCAACGAAGCACUAGUCAUCUCAGGAUGUUGUUACAGCAAACCGCUUUUGGUACCCGGAGGUAGGGCUUUUAUCUGGCCAACGAUUCAGAGGAUACAAAGAAUAUGCCUGAACACGAUGACGCUAAUUGUGGACAGUCCGACGGUUUACACGAGUCAGGGGGUUCCCAUCUCGGUGACGGGGAUCGCUCAGGUGAAGAUUCAGGGCCAAAACGAGGAGAUGUUAUUGGCCGCUUGCGAGCAGUUUUUGGGCAAAACGGAAGAAGAAAUCCAGCACAUUGCUCUAGUGACUCUAGAAGGCCACCAGAGGGCCAUCAUGGGCUCCAUGACCGUCGAAGAAAUCUACAAAGACCGCAAAAAAUUCAGCAAACAAGUGUUCGAAGUGGCGUCUUCUGACUUGGUUAAUAUGGGAAUUACGGUCGUUUCGUACACUUUGAAGGACAUCAGGGACGAAGAGUGGAUCUACUUUACUAAAAAGCAAGUUGUGAACGAGGAGAGUAAAACCUCGCCACAACGUGUUGUACAGAAGACGUACGUGAGAAAAGUUCCAACGGGCUACCUAAAAAGUCUUGGCAUGGCUCGAACCGCUGAAGUAAAACGCGACGCCCGAAUCGGCGAAGCCGAAGCCCGGGCCGACGCCCAAAUCAAGGCUGCCAUUGCCGAAGAGCAACGCAUGGCUUCGGUGUUCCUCAACGACACCGAAAUCGCCAAAGCCAAGCGUGAUUUCGAGCUGAAAAAAGCCGCUUACGACGUCGAAGUCCAAACGAAGAACGCCGAAGCCGAGCUGGCUUACGAACUGCAAGCGGCCAAGACAAAGCAGAAGAUCAAAGAAGAGCAGAUGCAGAUUUUGGUGGUGGAGAGGACGCAGCAGAUUGCCGUCCAAGACCAGGAGAUGCAGAGGAGGGAGAAGGAGUUGGAGGCGACGGUGAGGAGGCCGGCGGAAGCGGAAAAGUACAAAUUGGAGAAGUUGGCUGAGGCUGAUCAUAAUAGGAUUAUUUUGGAAGCGCAAGCGCAAGCUGAGGCUGUGAGGCUUAAAGGGGAAGCCGAGGCGUUUGCUAUUGAGGCCAAGGCGAAAGCCGAGGCCGAGCAAAUGGCCAAGAAGGCGGAUGCGUUUAAGGAGUACAAGGAGGCGGCGAUGAUUGAUAUGUUCUUGGAUGUUUUACCAAAGGUUGCUGCCGAAGUGGCGGCCCCUAUAUCCCAAACCAAGAAAAUCACGAUGGUCUCGACAGGCUCGGGUGAAAUCGGCGCUGCUAAGCUAACGGGGGAAGUACUCGAUAUUGUCAACAAGGUCCCUCAGCUCGUUAAGAAUUUAACCGGUGUUGAUAUAGCCAAGAAUAUUCACGCCGCAUAGGACAACGAUAUUAAGGGAUCGAGGACCAAUUUUCGCAUUUAACAACACCUUGCAGCCGCUUUCGGAUGGAGAUGACUAUCGUAGCUUAAAUCCUCACUCAAAUCGAGCCUUAUAAAUGUGUAAAUGUAUAUUUUUUGUAUGCCAUAUGUAUGUGAUUUUUGGUGUGUACCUUGUAUAUGUACAGAGGAGAGGUCUGGCUCACGAGCGAUGCCUAGAAUCACCCCACUUUUAUGUAAUUACUAAACUUGUUGCGGAUUCUUCAAGCAAAUUUUCCCUCAUUAUUAAUUGAAGAUAUUCGAAUUGUGUUGUUCACGCGUGUUUGUUUUGUUGUAGCACGAGUUUUACCAAUCAUGGGUUAUUAUAGCAUUGAUGUGGAAGUCCUUGUUGUUAUUAUAUGAUGCCAAAAAUUUAUUCCCAAAGUCACUGUAAAUUCUGGCUUGUACGAAUAAACGAUAUUUUACUAUAAACGAUAA